Molecule: messenger RNA, 1369 nt
Organism: Daldinia vernicosa
Lineage: Eukaryota; Fungi; Ascomycota; Sordariomycetes; Xylariales; Hypoxylaceae
Exons: 1
Coding region: 393-1157 (254 amino acids)
Source: RefSeq, a predicted model, not a curated record
GCUAAUCUUAUUGUCCCUUGUCGACCCCAUCAUCGGGCCAUGAUGUGCAAGCUCGCACCAACCUGCGCCCAGCCGCGCUUUGCGGUCAAGCAGCCAAGGCUCGACUAUGGCUCCUUCGGCAACCGAGCCUUGUGGGAGCUUUAUUUGCUGCGGGGACCAACAUGACGAGGCCUGUUGAUCUUGUAGAUAUAAAUCUCUGAUCGGUUGUCAAUUCAAUAUGACUUACUAUCACCAUCUCUGACGCAUUCUACAUCUUUAAUAAUAUAUUCACCAUCUAUCUACCUUACUCAUAACCUCGUCACCUCCUCCUAGAAGCUCACCUACUGCUUAUAAAAACACCUUUCAAGCCCCGAGUUAGCUUCUUCUUCUUCUAAUCUAUAAUACUAUCAAGGAUGUCGUCAUUUGCCAAGACUGCCGCCUCUCUGGCCUGCCUCGCGGCGGUCACGAUGGCGACUCCCCUUAUGAAGCGAAGCGAAUGGGACUGCCCAACGGGCAAGGUUUUCUACUCAUGCUCCAAUGGAUAUGCCGGGUGCUUCGAAAAGGACCCUUGCGCUCUGCCUCCAGUUGCUACAACCUCUCUCGCCUCUCCUAGCACUACCACCUCCUCCACCGCCAGCUCCAGCACUUCUUACGUUGCUGCUGCUUGCGCGAACGGGACUAAGGGUAGCGUCUGGCAACCGUCUAUGUACAACCUAUUCCCGGAAGACCCUGACCAUUCCGAGCCGUCCGUCUCUUUCAUAAAUGUCUCCAACCGAGAGAACAAAUCGUCGGUAGAACAGGCGAUCGUCUUCCGGGGUAUCCCAUUCGGGGCCAAGACGUGCAACAUCAACUGGGACCAAGCCGCUGAGUCGGAGCGCAACUUCACCGUCGACGACAGCGGCUACGUCUCCCUCCUACAGUUAAACGGUUUCCCCUACGGCGUGCCCGUCUCCUCAUCCAGCGUAGCCGCCUUCGAGCCUGCGGGUGGCAAGCCCGUGCACGCCGACUUCACCUUCUGGGACAAGCAGUCUGAUACCGCCUGGCCUCACUUGAUCGGCCCCGUUAACUGCAGCUCGGAGAUCUACUUCCGGCUCGCCAUCGACACCAGCGUCGGCUUCGGCCACGUCUUCAUGGACCAGGACACGAAGAACGGCUUCCACAUUGACUACACGUGCUAAAUGAAAAGGAAGAAAAUUGGGGGUAUUUGCAUUAUACCGGUACGGGAUUCGGACGACUCACUCAUUCACGAUCAUGCAUUAGCGUUGGCGUUUUAGAUGGCAUCUGCAUAUGAAUCACGCUCCUUUACCAGGAUUUGGGGGGACUGCACUUAUUUUUAAUUCUAUAAUCAGUUAAUAUUACUUAGACGUAAAAUAUAAUUUUUACAUCCAUA